Molecule: messenger RNA, 696 nt
Organism: Trametes versicolor FP-101664 SS1
Lineage: Eukaryota; Fungi; Basidiomycota; Agaricomycetes; Polyporales; Polyporaceae
Exons: 3
Coding region: 1-696 (231 amino acids)
Source: RefSeq, a predicted model, not a curated record
AUGUCAGAGAUCUAUGCACUGGUUCCCAGACCGACAAGCCCGGACACGGACGGGGUCGCUCAUGACGGCUGGUUCUACUCCGACCACAUCGUCUUCUUGGUCGAGAACCGUCUGUUCAAGGUGCCCAAGCAGAAGUUCGUUGAGAACUUGGAGAUCUUUCGCGACAUGUUCGAGCUGCCCCCAGGCACCGCGCCCGCGGAGGGUCAGGCAGACGAUACGCCCGUGGCGCUGGAGGGCGUGAAGAAGGACGAGUUCCGCGCGUUGCUCCGCGCGAUGGUCCAUGCCCCGAGCACAGAGGAGAGAGUUGAUCUGACAAUGGAGGAGUGGGUCCUCAUUCUCAAGCUCACUACCAUGUGGCAGUUUCACGGCCUGCGCUACGUUGCAAUAUCCACGCUCAGGUCGCACCUUGGGAAUGGGGACCCGGUACGCUGGCUCUGCCUCGCACGUCUAUACGACGUCAAGGAGUGGAUGCUCCCCUCCCUAGAGGCUCUUGCAAGACGGCCAAAAGCAAUGCAGCUGGAGGAUGUGGAAUCGCUCGGAGUGGAGACAGCAAUCAAGAUGGCAGAAGUACGGGAGAGCUAUCGUGCGUGCUCCGGCGCCGGUGGAUACAACCAAUACAACAACCACAUCCUCUGCGCCCGGGACAAAUAUAACUUUUCCGCGGAGAUCAAGCGGCUCUUCAGCGAAGAGCUCUAG